UUGGAGUAAGGGGUGUAUAACUGAGACUACAAAAACUCAGAGAGAAAACUCACCAUCAGGGCUGACUUUUGGAGAAACUCCACAAGCAGGACUCUAAAGUUAGAACGUCCUGAUUUUUCAUAAGAUGUUGGACUGGAGAUUGAGAAGCGCACACUUUAUCCUGACUGUGACAUUGAUGCUAUGGAGCACAGAAAAAGCUCUCUCGAUGGAUAUAACAACAGAGGUCUUUGAUUCAGGAGUCACGGAUGUGCAGUCACUACCGAGUGUUAGGGAAGAAAAGUCAGCCACUGAUCUGGUAGCAAAACUGUUGCUCCUCGAUGAACUUGUGUCUCUGGAAAAUGAUGUGAUUGAAACAAAGAAGAAAAGAAGUUUCUCUGGUUUUGGGUCUCCCCUGGACAGACUCUCAGCUGGCUCUGUAGAUCAUAAAGGAAAACAGAGGAAAGUGGUAAAUCAUCCAAAAAGACGGUUUGGCAUCCCUGUGGAUCGGAUUGGUGGAAACCGACUUUCAAAUUCCAGAGGUUAAUGGAUUCCAACAAUACUACUUCCCUGAAUAAAGUAUCAUAGCAACAUGGAUGAUUCUUCAGUGAAGUUCUUCAGACUCCUUAAUGAUUACACUUUGAAGGAACUGACCUGCAAAUCUUCUCCAAAGCUCCAUCUUCAGGCCAUCACAGCAUAGUAUUGUUACAGCGUCAAUUAAAUUAUGCAGAUUAUUCCAACAUAUAGACUUUAAAAUAGAUACUUUAGUUAUUCAGGAAUGGUUGCUUUUUCCCAAAACCUUACUUUUCUAAGAAGUAGUCAAAAUACACAAUAUAGUUAAAUGCUUUCAAUAUGCAUUUAUCAUUUAACAAUUAUACAGUUGAAGAAUAAUAGCUGAAGACUAAUUUGUUUCUAUAAUAUUUAAAUACAAUCUGGUUUCUUUUUCUUGGAAAUCAAGGAAAGCGAAUGCCAUAUCUUUACCCUUGAAUACUUUUUCUCCUCUCCAUCCUUUUAUGAGCCUCACAGGUAAUGAUAAUGAGAUUCAACUUAUUGUAUUCAAAUUUCACCCAGGUUCAGUCAAAUAAAACACAGCCCCAGUUCCAAAAAUAAGAGAAAAGCGGGUCUCCAAUUUAGUGAGGGGAAAAAUAGCAAUAAUUGGUCCCAUCAAUUUUAUUCUCUUAAAGAACUGAGACAACACCUCUGCACAUCAGAGAACAUUGACUUAGAAUUAGCAAGUGAAGGAUAUUACUUGUCAAUCUUGAAUAUCUCAUGGACUCUUAACAACUUUCCAUUUGUCUAAAUUACUACUGAUAGUCAAUUGAGAGCAGCAGUGGCUGAUUAUAAAGAGAAUACACAUGGGAAUUUACAGAUGAACAUAUGUGGGGAAUUUAAAAAAUCACUAGUAAACCACCAGAGCAAUCUGGGGCCAAUUAGGUUCACAUAAUUUUAACACAAGUUCAUUUUUUUUAAAGUAAUUGACCUAAAAAAAAAAAGGCUUUAAUUUUCCAUAUACCACAUUUAACAAGGCACUAAGAGGCCAAAUAUAUUUGAGAACAUAUAUUUGAAAUAAAUCAAAUUAUUUUUACUUUAUCAAAGCAUAAGAUUUGCUAUUCCGGAAAUAAUAGCAAAUAAUAAUGUCAACAAUAAUUGUGAUGGUGCUUUAAUUUACACACAUAGUCCACUACACAUUGGAUAUACUUUCAAAACACAAAUGUAAUUUCUCCUUUGUGACAGAGAUUUGGCUUGAGUUAUCAAAAAUGAUCAAGCCUCUGAGAAAAAUUAUUUAAAUCAUAAUAAACAUUAUCAAAUAUAUCUUAUGUUGGAGAAAAAAUUUUGAAUAAGAAAUCAUAGGGCAUUUCUUAGAAUUGAAAGAAACAAAAAAUAAACAGACUAUGAUGAGGUUUAGUACAUAUCUUAUUGGGGGGAAAGUUUCAAAUUGUUAAAAAAAAUCUUCACAUUUAUUUUAUUUUUUUGUGUGGAUUUAAAUUCUUUUUUUUUUUUUUAAUUUAAGAAAGGAUUAAUUAACAAAACCAUAGGGUAGGAGGGGUACAACUCCACACAAUUCCCACCACCCAAUCUCCAUAUCCCAUCCUCUCCCCUGAUCGCUUUCCCAUUCUCUAUCCCUCUGGGAGUAUGGACCCAAGGUCAUUGUGGGAUGCAGAAAGUGGAAGGUCUAGCUUCUGUAAUUGCUUCCCUGCUGAACAUGGGCAUUGACUGGUUGAUCCAUACUCCCAGCCUAUCUCUCUCUUUCCCUAUAAGGGUGGGUCUCUGGGGAAGCGGAGCUCCAGGACACAUUGGUAGGGUCUUCAGUCCAGGGAAGCCUGGUCGGCAUCCUGAUGGUAUCUGGAACCUGGUGGCUGAAAUCCUUGGAUUUUUCUAAUCCUGCAAGGUUUUGUUGUUGCAUGCUUUC
Molecule: messenger RNA, 2386 nt
Organism: Erinaceus europaeus (western European hedgehog)
Lineage: Eukaryota; Metazoa; Chordata; Mammalia; Eulipotyphla; Erinaceidae
Gene: OSTN
Product: osteocrin
Exons: 5
Coding region: 125-523 (132 amino acids)
Biological process (GO): hormone-mediated signaling pathway
Molecular function (GO): signaling receptor binding
Source: RefSeq, a predicted model, not a curated record